Messenger RNA from Fusarium proliferatum ET1, 447 nucleotides. RefSeq lists its product as uncharacterized. The record is from RefSeq and is a predicted model, not a curated record. NCBI's taxonomy places the organism in Eukaryota, Fungi, Ascomycota, Sordariomycetes, Hypocreales, Nectriaceae. The coding region runs from base 1 to 447 and encodes 148 amino acids. The transcript is spliced from 2 exons.
AUGGACACUACGCCGGAUGCAUCAACGGUCAUGAACUACCGUAUUCAAGCGUCAAACCUUGAAUCUGGCAGCUCGCUUCUGGAACUACAGCCACAACUUCUAGAAGGAGCCUGCCAAGGUCAACUUCCACGAUAUGUUCCAUGCCUUUCCCGCGCGUACAAGGAGGGCGAACUUGAUGAUGAAGUUGCACAUCUCGUCGAAAUGCUCCGAGGGUUACCUGCUGGCUAUGCGUUUUACACUGGCGGUCCUGGUUCUGGGAAGACUACUACUGUGCUCAAGAGUGUCAGGGCCCAGGAGAGUGAGACUUCUAAUGCUGCUGCUGAUGACAACUGGGGUGCACCAGCUGUCACGGACAACUGGCAAACCUCUGAUACACGCGCCGAUAACAAGUCUAAUUUCCCAGCGUUCCUUCCGUAUGAACUUGAUCCUAAGCGGCUAAGGGCUUAG